AUGCGGAUUCUGCUGCUUACAGUGCUGAUCGGCGGAUCCUUGGCGCUUGGUGAGUCGGUUCGAAGUUGAUCCCAUAAUCGUCAUGUGCCUUUAGAUUGCGUUCAGAUCCCUGACAGUUCCAUCAAGGCGGGAACGCGUGUGUACGUUCCGGAUGGAGCCAAAGAGCCAGUGGCUCUUCCGGCCAACUUUGAGUGCACUUAUAGCGUGAGUAUCACAGAGCCAUUGAAAAGUUUAUGGAUAAAUUUGCAGAUAAAAGCGCCAGAACUGAUGUACGUCCACGUGACACUGUUUAACCAGUUGAAGGGCGGAAAUGACAUGAUCACAGUCAGAGACGAGUUGGCAAUGCGGACACUUGUUUCCAGGUUUUGCCCCCCGGAUAUUAUCGACUUCUAAAAACAACAACGUUUAGCCGUUCGCCAUCGGUUCUUGACUUCUACGUCUUCGCCAACACCACGUCCACAUUCCAAGUGCUCACAAAAAGUGUGGAGAUGGGCUCCAAGUUCCGAAUGGCCGUGUUCUAUCAGAAAAGUCGGUGGUAAAAGUGCAUUUUGAAGACGUGUUUUUGUUGCUGUUCUUACAGUGCCUGUUCCCGUGGUUUCUCAAGUUGGAAACGACGGUUUGAGCUAUGUUCUGUUGAACGAUUUGCAAGUGAACUCGAACAAACCACCGCAGAACGUGCAGGGGACUGAAAAGGUUCGGCCCAUGUUUAGGGACUUGACGAUCAAAAAGUCAAUCUGCUUCCAGAUCGUCCUAACGAUCGCCGAAUCGCAAUGGCCGGCGGAUAACUUUGCCGCCUACUACGUGAUCGACGGAAACUUCGAGACUUCCCGCGCCGUCUACCACGUUUCCAACUUCAUCCGUCGCAACUUUAUCAGUUCGGGCAACAAUUUGACCGUCGUCGGCUUGGAUAAUCUCGUUUCGGAGAGCUCGUUGAUAUUCUCGCCGGCGUCGGAAGUGCAGAAAUUCGACGAUUUCACCGGAUUCACCGCCUAUUUCGAAGAGCAGAAGCUGACAAUCGACGCGGUCGGAAAGAGGAAGGCGGUGACUGUCAUUUCGAAGGAUACCAAUGGAGUUGUCUUCAAUUCUGCUGCAUUUAACGGGGUAGGGGCUGGGAAAUUUUGAGCUCUUGUGUAUGGGCAUACUCUUUUUUCAAAACGCUAUAUCUCCGCUGCCGUUGGAGAUAUCAAAAAGUGGUCAACUAAACAAAUGUUCAAUAAGCGAUUUUCUACAUUUUAUCAGUUGACCACAUUUCGAUAUCUCUACAAACAACUGAGAUACCUUACAUUGCAGACAUCCUGCUCAGUCGAAGCGGUAACUUCUCCACUAUCGACUUCUUCCAAAGUACUUGCGGAUUUCACCAACAUCACCGACUUUCCAUAUGUUCUGAGCCAAAAAUCCUUUGCAAUUAUUGUCCAAGACUGUUCUGUGAACUUUUCCCUGCUCUCUGCCUCAGUUUAA
Caenorhabditis sp. 36 PRJEB53466 is the source of this 1458-nucleotide messenger RNA. The record is from the annotation of a GenBank genome assembly. NCBI's taxonomy places the organism in Eukaryota, Metazoa, Nematoda, Chromadorea, Rhabditida, Rhabditidae.